Molecule: messenger RNA, 4085 nt
Organism: Achroia grisella
Lineage: Eukaryota; Metazoa; Arthropoda; Insecta; Lepidoptera; Pyralidae
Product: neuroligin-1-like
Exons: 15
Coding region: 304-2601 (765 amino acids)
Biological process (GO): modulation of chemical synaptic transmission; postsynaptic membrane assembly; neuron cell-cell adhesion
Cellular component (GO): cell surface; synapse; postsynaptic membrane
Molecular function (GO): neurexin family protein binding; signaling receptor activity
Source: RefSeq, a predicted model, not a curated record
UACAACUUGCACGUAUUACCCCCUACCGUGCCGCGCCCUCACCCCUAUCAGUGUUCGGGAAAAUCUUCGUAUUCCCGGCCAACGUCGCCGUACUGCCGCGUCGCGUUUGCUUUACAAUAGAAUCCAAUUUAUCCUCAACGACAUAACCCACUUUGUGGAUCAGGACAGGUGUGACGUGAAGUGCUCUCGAUACUGUGCUAUGGUGAAUUUUCGGAAAUGUAUGCUAGUGUCGUCGAGUGAAUAAUAGAUCGGGGCUACCUCGGAGAGCCGGCACCGCUCGAGCCAAGCGUCGCGUGAUGGCGCAUGGAGUGCGCGCGGACGGCGUGGUGCGCGGUGCUGGUGCUCGCGUCCCUGGCGGCCGCCGGCCCUCGCUACAGCUCACGCAUCGUGCACACGCACGCAGGAGCUAUCAGAGGUAUAAUAGUGGAACCAGCUUCUCGCCGCCUGGAGCCAGUGGAAGUAUUCUGGGGAGUACCAUAUGCGGGUCAGCCUCCUCGGCUGGGACCACCGCCUCCAGCGCCAAGCUGGCCCGGGACAAGACUCGCCGACGCAUUUGCUCCAGUCUGCCCACAACGCUAUCCAGACAUAUCCAACAAAAGUGCAACAUUAUCGAAAAUGCCUCUGGGCCUGUACAACGAGCUGAAAGCCACUAUUCCCCUCUUGGUGAAUCAAAGCGAAGACUGCCUCAACCUCAAUAUUUAUGUACCCGGUAGCGGAGCGCGUGGCGUCGAAGCGCCGUACGCCGUGGUGGUAUGGGCGGGCGGCCCGUCCCACGAGUGGGGCUCCGGCAACGCAUUCGACGGCGCCGUGCUCGCUGCGCGUGCGCAUCUCCUCGUGAUUACUAUUAACUAUAGACUAGGUUUAUUAGGUUAUCUUACAAGUGGUCUGAAGUCGGAUGAAGUGCAACAAGCUGGAGGGGCUGCGGUUCUUGAUGUAGCUGCUGCUUUAUCGUGGGUGCAGCUCAAUGUCGCUGCCUUUGGUGGAGACCCUCGUCGGGUCACGCUUGCUGGCCAUGCUGCUGGUGCAGCGUUGGCGAAUGCCCUGCUCAUGAUGCCAAAUAGUAAAGGUCUGGCAUCUCGUGUGCUGCUAUUGAGUGGUUCGGCUUUAAGUCCAACUGCUCUAGCACCUGAUGCUGCACUGGCACGAGAGCAUACAGUUCAGGCAUUACGCUGCACCCCUGACUCCAGCACUGACGAGAAUUGGUUAGUGGAAUGUAUUCGCACUCGGCCACUUGUUGCCCUACUCGCUGUCGAAGCUCCUAGAGCCAGAUUCUUAGCUGGUUGGGCUCCUUCGGUACCACUUCAGAAAGAUUCCAGCUUAAACCAAGCACCAACCAAAGCUUUACACGCCAGUGAAGCAUUUCUUGACUGCGCUUUGGCUAUAGUUGUAGCCACUACUGAGAGUUACCAAUUUUUCAACGAAGACGAUAUACGACACGGUUUUGAGGAAGAGCACAGAAAUCGUAUUCUGCGCACGUACGUUCGCAACGUGUACCGAUACCAUCGCAAUGAGAUCUUCGCUGCAAUCCGUAACGAGUAUACGGACUGGGAGAAACCUAUACAGCAUCCGAUCAAUAUUCGCGACGCAACGCUCGAGUCGCUGAGCGACGCGGCGGUCGCGUCGCCUGCGCUCCGUGUCGCCCAGCUGCACGCGCGGAGAGGCGCCAGGACCUACUUUGCGCAUUUUGCACAUCAAAGCAAAGAUGCUGACUACCCUCAGAGGCUAGGCAGCGUCACCAGUGAAACCUUACCCUACUUCCUAGGUUUACCCUUAGUUGGAGGGAUGCAGUUCGCACCUCGAAAUUACUCCCGGGGAGAUAUAGCAGUGGCAGAAUCCGCUGUAGCUCUCCUCGCUGCGUUCGCUAAGACCGGAGAUCCAACACCUCGGACUGAUGAGCGGCAUCACGACAAUGCUGCAUCCUGGCCAAGAUAUGAGCUAAAUACACAACAAUAUUUGAGUAUAAGUACAAAACUACGAGUGAAAAGCCACUAUCGCGGACACAAAAUGGCGCUGUGGCUGCACCUAAUACCUCAGCUGCAUCGACCUGGAGCGGCACCGAGGCAUCACCAGUUCCGUUCCAUACACCCUGACAUGUUUGCUGGUGAGAUAUUUCCCGAGUUGUACACAACAACGGCAUCGUUAGACGAUGAAGAAGAGAGUCAGGAAAUAGAGGAAGAACCACCAGAUCUGGAGGAGUGUGAGCCUUCACCAUCACCACGGCCUGCGCUGUCCGCACUACCAGCGCCACAGCCGACACCAAAAGAAGACUCGUUGACUACCCUGGACUCUCAAUAUUACAGUUAUACAGUGGCACUUGGUGUUACUGUUGGCGCCGGGUGUUUCUUGCUGGCUUUAAAUGUGCUGGUCUUUGCUGGGAUCUAUCUGCAGCGCGGCCGCCGUAGGACCACACAUCGCAGGUCUAGAAGAGAAGGAAGCUGCAGUAGUCGCACAAGAGCGGGGUCUCUCAGUAGCGAUCCGACAACCAUCACUUCGCCUCGAAAGAGUACACUCAAGCGCAGCAGCGAGUCAGAACUAAAAGAGAGACCCAACAACGCCGCGCCGCCAAAAAAACGCGUCCAAAUCCAGGAGAUAUCUGUUUAGAAGACUAUUGACAGUCUGAGAAAUGAACAUUUCGUUUUGAAAUUGUGUAAAUGAGUUUACUCGCGUAUAUUAAUGAAUACGAUAACGUACGAUAUAGUAUGUAUAUGUAGUUGUCGUUAAAAUUAAACAUUUAUGUGCAAAUUGUAUGAACUAUGAAAAAAAAUUAAGAGAAUUAUGUUAAUGAAAUAUUAAUUCUUGAAGUUUUCUUCACUUUAGCAAAUCUAACAGGGAAGUAUUUUAGACGUCUUAAUAAUAAAGUAUACAAGAUUAAACGAUAUGAAAUAUCUAUUACUAAAUAUACAUAAACCUACAUAGCAAUGUUAUCUAAAUUGUACGUAAGUAAACUCGUUUCUUUGUUAACUAUAACUCUAAAAUGUGAACUGUAAAUUUAUACUCUGCAUUUAAUAUCACUUGAUGCAUCUGAGGAUAACUUGUAUCGGAUUAUAUUAUUAUAUAUUAGGACAAUGUCACUUGUAUCUACCUCCUGACCAAUUAAAUCAUUAGUGUCUGUUGGCUCUACGUACAAUGAUCUGUUUUAUUUAUAUAUCUGUUAUCGUUUAACGUUAAUCUGUUAUUAAUUAUUCCUGUUGAUGUUUCUGUUUCAUAUAUUGUAUAUAUAUUAUCAAAUAUUAAUAUAUUUAAAUCUCGUAGAAUGUAAUCAGGAAUGGUGCAGUAAUUCUUUAGUAUUACCUGAAAUUGUAUUCAUAUUGAGCACAACUAUGAUUGUUGUUUUCUGUUCAAAUAUUCCAAUAAUUUCUAUAUUAGUUACUAAACAUUAAACUUUAGUAAUAAUAUUUUAUACAUUUAUUAAAUAAUCAUAAAUAACUUCACGUUAAAUAAUGAUCAGUCUUUUAGUUGUCGAGUAUAUGUUGUGAGAAUUUUAUAAAGUAUUUCUUUACUCUAGAAAUAUUUAUUAUUUAUACACGGUGACUCCGUUUAAUUCUAAUGUGAAAUAGUAUGUUGUGUAUAAACUUUGCGACUUAUUAGUUGUCUCUGGACUAAAAUUAAUAGCAUAUGUUUAUUUACUGUCUCAUAGAGACAAAUAUUGUAUGGAACUUGUUCAAAAUCGUCAUGUUUAUUAAACAGAAUUAUUUCAUUAUCUAUAGAAGUAAAGAUUACAAUAAUUUCAAUACAAAUCCUAGUAAUUUACUUAUUGUUAACUGUAGCGAACUACUUGAAGAGUUUUAAAACUAUUUUUAAGUUUUAAAACAAUAUUCUUUGACAUCUUUAUUGUUACUUUCUAUUAUAUAUCGCUGUCAUAUUAGUAGUAUUUUAUUUUAUCUCAAUAUUUUCCUUUUUAAAACCCUCAGGACCUCUCACUCAUCAGACACAUUAGAUACCUUCGCUUCAGUUAACAAUAAUAUUAUUGUUCGUGUUAAACAAAUUCUGUUUCACACAAUGCAAUAUAGCUUAUUUCUACAAGUAUACAUUGUAAAAAUACACAAGCAUAUAGGAAAAUUAAAAAAAUAGUAUUCCGGCCGUUA